AUGCCGCCCUCAUUAUCAUGGGCACCGCGGUGCGCCGCCCUCGCAUCACGAACAACCUGCACACUAUCACACAGCCAAGCAGCACCAACCACGCCUUCCCUCACCAGCAUCAGCAGCCGCCGCCUCCUCUCGACGACCUCCCCCCUCCUCCGCACAGGCUACUACGCACAGGGCCAUCCCCGCGACGAUCCGUCGGUGCCGAUUCCCAAGCCAUCACAGAAGACGCCGCAGAUCCCCGUGUACCCGUUCGGCGAGCGGCAGUUCUACAAGCAGUCCAACGGCGGGCUGUACGGCGACGCGCGGAUCCGCUUCGGCAACAACGUCAGCCGCAAGAACGAGAUCAAGACGCGCCGCAAGUGGCGGCCCAACGUCCAGCGCAAGCGUCUGUGGAGCGCCGCCCUCGGCUGCUUCGUCCAGACGAGAGUGACCACGCGCGUGCUGCGCACCAUCGACAAGGUCGGCGGCCUCGACGAGUAUCUGCUGGGCGACAAGACGGCGCGCAUCCGCGAGCUGGGGCCCUGGGGCUGGAAGCUGAGGUGGAGGGUCAUGCAGACGUCGAGUGUGAGGGAGAGGUACGCAGCACAGCGGGCGGCGCUCGGUUUGCCGCCAUUGGAGGAGGGAUCUGGUGAAAUACCCGUGGAGCUCGUGGGUGAGGGAGUGACGAGAGAAAGUUUAAUGGAGGAGACGCAGGCUAUGCUGGACGGAGAGAGUGACUUUGCUAUCGGCGAGGAAGCAGAAGCUGCGCCAGAAGCUUUCAUGAAAGAGGAGCCGAGGCCGCGAAACUAG
Molecule: messenger RNA, 786 nt
Organism: Phaeoacremonium minimum UCRPA7
Lineage: Eukaryota; Fungi; Ascomycota; Sordariomycetes; Togniniales; Togniniaceae
Product: putative 54s ribosomal protein l24 protein
Exons: 1
Coding region: 1-786 (261 amino acids)
Cellular component (GO): mitochondrial large ribosomal subunit
Molecular function (GO): structural constituent of ribosome
Source: RefSeq, a predicted model, not a curated record